Messenger RNA from Cylicostephanus goldi, 147 nucleotides. NCBI's taxonomy places the organism in Eukaryota, Metazoa, Nematoda, Chromadorea, Rhabditida, Strongylidae. The record is from the annotation of a GenBank genome assembly.
CCGGAAGGUGAAGAUGAGUUGAAACGGAAGCAACUUAUGGAACUCGCUAUCAUCAAUGGGACCUACCGAUCUGCAACAGAGCAGGCAGCUGCCGCUGCAGCAGCCGCGCAGCUGAAGCAGCCAUUAGCUGCUGCUCUCCGUAAGUAG